This is a messenger RNA of Echinostoma caproni, 3789 nucleotides long. NCBI's taxonomy places the organism in Eukaryota, Metazoa, Platyhelminthes, Trematoda, Plagiorchiida, Echinostomatidae. The record is from the annotation of a GenBank genome assembly.
CUGCGACACAAUGUUCAACACAAAGCAAACCUAUACUUUCGGUUUCUAAAAUCGUAUGCUAGCUUAUCUGUUUGUAAGUCCCCUGAUCAAACCCCUGUUUUCCUUGUCCCCAAGUUCAGAUAUGCCAAUCGAACAGAAACAUUUCUCACAGUGCUUGGUGCAUUGUGCAGUGUGGCUGUCGGCGCCGGUGAUCCGUUGUGUUUCUUCCUGUUCGGUGACAUUGUGGACGAUCUCAGUGUACCACAAACCGGAUUUGCCCAGAACGUAUAUCGAACGGCCAUCUGGUUCGCGGUGCUCGGUUUACUGGUACUAAUUGUCGGAUUCGUUCAAGUAUUCUGUUUGCAUUUGUCUGCCAUCAAACAAACACAAAGGAUCAGAAAGCUGUACUUUUUUGCUGUUUUGCGUCAAAAUAUUGCCUGGUUUGACACCCAGACAUCGGGAUCUUUAAUCAGUCAGCUGUCUGAGAAUAUCGACAACAUUGAGAAGGGGAUUGGACACAAACUGGGCCUAUUCAUUCAAUAUUUAUCCACAUUCGUAGCAGGCAUUGUGAUUGGAUUUAUCAAAGGAUGGAAGUUGUCCCUUGUGGCCUUGGCCACGCUGCCUUUAAACUUGAUUGCAUUCGGUAUAUUUGCGUUUGUCAUGCAAAAGUUUUCAAAAAUGGAGGCAGUAGCGUAUGCUCAAGCUGGAUCCAUAGCCGGUGAGGUGCUUGCGGCUAUCCGGACAGUUGUGGCCUUUGGUGGUGAGGAGCAUGAACACAAAAGAUAUGUGAGCAAGUUGGGUGAAGCAGAAAAGGUUGGGAUUAAAAAGUCUGCAACAAUUGGAUGUGCUACUGGAUUCUUGGGUUUUGUCAUCUUCGCCUCAUGUGCUCUUAUCUUUUGGUAUGGAAUAAAGCUGACGGUUGAAGAUAACUACCAAGUCGGAGCUGUGUUUAUUAACUCGCGUAUCAUUAUGCGCAGUGUUAAAAAGAUAUUUUUCAACCUCAUUUUGGGCACGAUUGCCCUGGGAUCAGCUAUGCCUAAUCUGGAAUUUUUUGCUAUCGCUCGAGCCGCAGCCGUGCCCAUAUUUGAAACCAUAGAACGGAUUCCACCAAUUGACAAGGAAGCCGAAGGCAUUCGGCUGCCAGAAGUGACUGGGGAUAUCGAGUUUCGCAAUGUCUCCUUUGUUUACGAGUCACGUCCAGAUGUCAAGAUCUUCAUUGACGGUAGAGAAAUUCGAGAUCUAGAUCUGAAGUGGUUUCGAUCGCAACUCGGCGUGGUUCAGCAAGAACCUGUACUGUUUGCUGGCACCGUGGCGGAGAACAUUUCCAUGGGAUGUUUGAAUGCCAGUCGCCAUCAGAUUGAAGAUGCCGCCAGGCUGGCAAACGCUCACGAAUUCAUUGUCAAACUACCCGAUGGAUACGAUACAUGGAUUGUGGAGGGUGGUGGAAGUAUGUCUGGUGGACAGAAACAGCGAAUCGCAAUUGCUCGUGCAUUGGUACGAAAUCCAAAAAUCAUGUUACUGGACGAGGCUACUUCUGCGUUAGACACACGCUCGGAACGGCAAGUGCAAGCAGCGCUGGACAAAGCUUGCUCGGGACGUACAGUGAUCAUGAUAGCUCAUCGACUGACCACAGUUCGCGAUGCGGAUUGUAUUCUAGUUAUUGAACGUGGCAGAGUUCGUGAGUCGGGAACCCAUGAAGAGCUACUCAAAGCGGGUGGUCUGUACGCCACUAUGCUGCGUUCGCAGGGAAAACAACCUGAAGAUCAAGAGGAUGAUGAUGAUGAGCAGGAACAUGAAAAUGCACCGAAGGAUUACUUUAUAACUCCAGAAGACGAUUUUGAAGGAUCCGUUGUCAGUGUGGUUUCCUCUGUACCGACAUAUGUUAGCCAAAACGACGUUGAGUAUAAAGGAAUGUAUUCGAUGAAACGGAUGAUGAAGUACAGUAAACCGGAAUGUGGUUUUACAAUCGGGGGAUGCAUUGGUGCUGUAAUGGCAGCGUUGGUCAAUCCGGGAUUCGUUCUACUUUAUGCAGAAAUAUUCAAUGUGAAUCCGAGUAUAACACCACGUGACCUGUUGAAAAAAUCGGAGUUCUUUGCUGGCAUGAUGGUCGUCCUCGCUUUGGGCUACAUGAUUGGGAUGGCGAUGGAGGGCAUUUUCUUCGGUUUUGUCGGAGAGCGUUUGACUAGACGGCUGAGGGACAAGAUGUUCCGCUCGAUGCUGCAACAAGAAAUUGGUUGGUUCGAUAGACAGGAAAAUCAACCGGGUGUGCUCACCACUCGACUGGCCACUGAGGCGUCUAUGGUUCGCACAGUUUCCGGAUUUCAGCUCGCUAUCAUUCUCGAGGGUUUGGUUUUGAUUCUCUCCGCAUUCGUGAUCGGGUUCGUGGACUGUUGGCAAGUCACGCUGCUCCUGCUAGCCUUUGUUCCGUUCAUGAUAAUCGGUGGAUUCUUAGAGGCAAGUUAUUUGAGGGCAGACGGGAAAAACAAUCCAUUAAUGUUUUUCCCCGUCAUUUUCACGAGAACUUUUCUCAGCGUUGGGUUUUUCCGCGCAUUUUUCGACGAGAAUAGCGCAACAGGCAAAAAGACCCAACGGGCUCAGAUCGCUCAGGAGUGUUUCACUUCAAAUCGCACUGUGACCACGUUGAGUUUAGAAGCACAUUUUGGAGAAAAGUUUAUGCGCACACUGGAAGAAGACAAAAAAAAAGCGAUGAAAAAGGCUCUAAUAUUCAGCUUGAUGCACGCAUUCUCCCGAUCGGUCAACUUCUUUGCCUACUCCACGGCCUUCCCCUUGGGUGCGUAUCUGAUUGAACGCAGUAUGGCCACUGCAAUUCAUGUGUUCCGAGCAUUCUCGGCGAUCACGUUUAGUUUGUCCUCUUCCGGACGUGUUGUUGCUUUUAUUCCUGAUAUGAAGCGUGCUGUCGAUGCAUCAAAACGCAUUCUCCGAGUUCUGGACCGAGUGUCUUUGAUUCCAAAAUAUGAGGGCAUGGAACCGACCGAGAAAUACGAUGGUAGGGUAGUGAUGAAAAAUGUCAAGUUCCGUUAUCCGACUCGGAUUCACGUACCAAUUCUACGUGGUUUCACCCAUGCGGUGGAAGCAAAUCAAACCCACGCAUUGGUCGGACAAUCUGGUUGCGGCAAAUCAACCGUUUUGCAACUGAUACUUCGUUUCUACGAUCCCACAAACGCUUACGACGGUUCCGGUGGUAUUUAUCUGAAUGGACACAACACGAUUGAUCUCUCCCCAUCGUGGAUUCGGCAACAAAUCGGAUUGGUUUCACAAGAACCGAAUCUGUUCAACAUUUCUAUUCGUGAUAAUAUUGCUUUCGGCGUGAACUCUCGUGAACCGUCCAUGGAAGAAAUUAUUGAAGCCGCGAAACAAGCUAACAUUCACGAUUUCAUCAUGACGUUGCCUGAGUUAGACACUGCACUUUCUAUCUUCAGUCCAAAGCUGACCAGCAUUUUCCUUUUUCAGGGAUACGAUACGUCUGUUGGAGAACGAGGCUCACAACUAUCCGGUGGUCAGAAGCAACGUGUGGCCAUUGCCAGAGCUUUGAUCCGAAAACCUCAACUGCUUCUGUUGGAUGAGGCCACUUCCGCGUUGGACAACGAGAGUGAACGCGUGGUUCAGGCCGCGUUGGAUAAAGCGAUGGGUCAACGCACAUGUUUGAUGAUUGCGCAUCGACUAACAACGGUCGAACGCUCGGACCAGAUCGUUGUCCUCGAGAAAGGUCGUCUACGUGAAAAGGGAACUGCGAGCGAAUUGAUGGCGGCCAAACAAGCUUAUUAUGCUUUGCAUGCAAUGGAGAGUUGA